This is a messenger RNA of Closterium sp. Naga37s-1, 4344 nucleotides long. The record is from the annotation of a GenBank genome assembly. Lineage: Eukaryota; Viridiplantae; Streptophyta; Zygnematophyceae; Desmidiales; Closteriaceae.
GUUAUCAUCGAGGGUUUCAAGAGCUACAGGGAGCAGGUCGCCACGGAGGAGUUUUCACCCAAGAUCAACUGCGUUGUUGGUGCUAAUGGAUCGGGCAAGACAAAUUUCUUUCAUGCCAUUCGCUUUGUGCUGAGCGACCUGUUCCAGUCUCUGCGGGGUGAAGACCGUCAGGCUUUGCUGCAUGAGGGUGCGGGGCAGCAGGUGCUGUCAGCGUUUGUGGAGAUUGUGUUUGACAACUCGGACAACCGUCUACCGGUGGACAGGGACGAGGUUCGGCUGCGGCGAGCCAUCAGCGGUCGCAAGGAUGAAUACUGGCUCGAUCGCAAGCACAUCACGAAGCAAGAGGUUCUCAACCUUCUGGAGAGCGCUGGCUUUUCACGCUCCAACCCAUACUAUGUGGUGCAACAGGGAAAGAUCGCGUCGCUGUCACUGAUGAAGGAUGCAGAGCGGCUGAACCUGCUCAAGGAGAUUGGAGGCGCGCGCGUGUACGAGGAGCGGCGCAAGGAGAGCCUCAAGAUCAUGCAGGAAGCAGAGGUGCGUCGGCAGCAGAUUGCCGACUUCCUUGCGCACAUCGAAGCCCGUCUCAAGGAGCUGGACGAAGAAAAAGAAGAGCUCAAACGCUUCCAGCUACUGGACAAGCAACGCCGCUCGCUCGAAUACGCCAUCUUCGAAAAAGAGCUCGCAGAGGCUCGCGACCAGCUGGAAAACGUGGAGUCGCGGCGGCAGCAGGUGCAGGAGCGCACGAGCGGGACCCACCAGAAGGCGCGGGAGCGGCAGGAGGAGGUGAAAGAGGUGGAGCGGCAGCUGAAGGCGAAGAAUAGGGAGCUGCAGGGUCUGGUGCAGGAGCAGGAGCGCGUGGAGGAGCAGAGGAACGAGGGAAUGCGCGCGUGCACGAGACUGAGGCUCGAUGUGAAGGAGCUGGAGCAGGCGCUAGAGGCGGACCAAGGGCGCAAGCAAGAGCUGGAGGCGGAGCUACAGCAGCUGCAGAGGGACAUCGCCAAGUCAAACGCUGACUUGGAGGCGAUUCAUCCGCAGCACCAGCAGCACGUGGCAGAGGAGAAUGCGCUGAACAAGAGGCUGGCAGAGUGUUCACGCCGACUGGACGCACUGUAUGAAAGGAAGGGGCAGAAGGCGCAGUUCAAGAGCAAGGACGAGCGCGACCGGUGGCUCAGGCGUGGUAUUGCAGAGCUGGAGCAGCUGGUGCAGCGCAGUGCUGCACAGUUGAGGGGUCUGGAGGCGGAGAGUGAGAGGCUGAGGCAGGCGGGGCAGCAGCUACAGGAGGAGAUGGAGCAGAAGGGGCAGCAGGUGGGGGAGGCAGAGGCGGAGGUAGCACGAUGCGCAGAGGAGAUGCGAGGGGCCAAGGCUCGGAGGGACGAGCAAAACAGCCGCCGCAAGCAGUUGAUGAAGCAGGAGGCGGAUCUGGCAUCAGAGGUGAAGCGAGUGAGCGAGGAGAAGGACCGAGCAGAGGGACAGCUGGACAAGUCCACGCCCAGGGACAUCCGCCGCGGGCUCUUCUCGCUGCGCCAGAUAGUGCGGGACCAUUCCAUCAGGGGGGUGCACGGGCCGCUGCUCGAGCUCGUAGCCUGCGACGACAAGUUCGUCACUGCGGUCGAAGUCACCGCAGGCAACGGCCUGUUCAAUGUUGUGGUGGAUAAUGAUGAGACUGCCGCCCGGCUCGUGCGGUACUUGAACCAGCAGAGGGGCGGGCGGAUCACGUUUAUUCCGCUGAACCAGGCGCGUGCGCCGACAGUGGCGUAUCCGGAGAGGCAGGACGUGGUGCCACUGCUGUCCAAGGUCAAGUACGAGCCGCAGAUUGCUGCUGCUUGCGGGCAGGUGUUUGGCCGCGCUGUUGUCUGCCGCGACCUAUCAGUGGCAGCUGACGUGGCGCGCACUGGAAGCUUUGACUGCAUCACGCUGGAGGGGUCGCAGGUGGAGCGCAAGGGUGCCAUGACAGGGGGGCACUACGACCCGCGGCGGUCGCGGCUGCGGCUGAUGCAGACAGUGAGGGAGAGCAACCAGCGCGUGAGGGAGCUGCAGCAGGAGCUGCGGCAAGUCAAGGCCGCCAUGCAAGAUAUCCUCUCAAUGGCUUCCAAAGCCCAAAACUUUAAAUCUCAAAGCCCGACUUGCCCUCCUGGGCUGGCCUCCUAUUCUCUUCCCCCGCCCUCCCUCUUCUCUUUCAUGCUCUUUUUAUCUCCCCCUCUUCUCCCGCCUUCUCCUCUCUUUCACUCCCUCCCUCCCUUCCCCACCCUCACUCCGCGCCCCCUCCUCUUCCCUCCCCCUUCCCUCUCUCUCCCCUCCCCCCUUCCCUCUCUCCCCUCCCCCCUUCCCUCUCUCCCAUCCCCCCUUCCCUCUCUCCCUCCCCCCUUCCCCAUCACUCUAUCCCAACCGCACCGCUCUAAACCCUCUCAAAACCCGUCUAAAACCUUUCUGAUCAACACAAGCGGACCAGGCAGUGGCAGUGGCGCUGGGGGAUCUGGAGCGGUUGGAGGCGAAGCAGAGGCACUUGGCGUCGCUGCUGGAGCAGACGCGUGCCGACAUGCGAGGGCUCAAGGGGCAACUCGCUGCCAACCAGGCCGCGUGCGAGCAGAAGGUGUGUGGGUGUACUGGGUGAGGGGGGGUCGGUGUGGGGAGGGGAGACUGCCAAAGCAAAAACAACUUCCCCUUUCCCCGCUUCCCCACUUCCGCCUCCCCCUUUUCCCCCGUUCCCGAUUUUCCCCCUUCGUCCUUCCCCAGUCCCCCUUCCCCUUUUCCUCGUCUCCCCCGUUCCCCCAUUCCCGCUUCUCCGGUUUUCCCCCUUCCCCUUGUCCCCCCUCCCCCGAGGAGGCGGUGGGGAAGCUGAGGGCGAGUGUGGAGGAGCAGCAGGCAGCGGCGGAGGCGAAGCGGGGGGAAAUUGGCACGGCGCUUGUGGCUGGGCUGAGUGCGGGCGAGCAGGCAGAGGUGGAGGCGCUGGUGCCGGAGAUUGACAGUGUCAAACAGCAGCUGCUGGCGUGCAAGCGCACCCGCCUGGAGGUGGAGAGUCGCAUGAGCCAGCUGGAGACAGCACUGACGGAGAAUCUGCUGCGGCGGCAGGAUGAGGUGCAGGCGGAGGUGGACGUGGUGCAUGUGGCGUCCCGCCGCAGCGAGCUGGAGGGGCGCCGGGCAGAGGCGGCGGCUGCUGAUAAUGCGCUGCAGGAGCUGGUGCAGGAGCACAAGCGUGUGGGGAGCCGUAUGGAGCAGCUGAUGAAAGAGAUCAGGGAGCUCAAAGCGAGCAAGGACAAGCUUAAGCAACAAGAGGAGGAGUGGGAGCGGGCGGUGCAGGACGAGGGCAAGGCGUUGGAGCAGCUGUUGAACCAGCGCAGCGUGUGGCAGCACAAGAGGGACGAGGCCAGCAAGAAGAUCCGGGACCUCGGCUCGCUCCCUGCUGAUGCUUUUGACAAGUACCAGAAGCAGAGUAUGCGCGAGCUGCACCGGCUGCUGCACCGGUGCAACGAGGAGGUGCAGGGCUUUGGGCACGUGAAUCGCAAGGCGCUGGACCAGUAUGUGAACUUCACGGAGCAGCGCGAGGAGAUGCACCGCCGGCAGCUGGAGCUGGAUAGGAGCGAUGAGAAGAUCAAGGAGCUGAUAGGCGUGUUGGAUCAGCGCAAGGACGAGGCCUUGGAGCGCACCUUCAAGCAGGUGGCGCGCAACUUCCGAGAGACCUUCGCCCAGCUCGUGCGCAGCGGGCACGGGUCGCUGGUGAUGGUGCGCAAGCGCAAGGAGGACGAGGCGGUGGAUGAAGAUGAGGACGAUGAGGAGGGCGGCGGGGGGGGCAGGGAUGGAGAUACGGACAGCCGGCUGGAUAAAUACGCCGGAGUGAGGGUCAAGGUGUCGUUCACAGGGCAGGGGGAGACGCAGGCGAUGAGGCAGCUGUCGGGAGGGCAGAAGACCGUGGUGGCCCUCGCACUCAUCUUUGCCAUCCAGCAGUGCGACCCCGCUCCGUUCUAUCUGUUUGACGAGAUAGACGCAGCUCUGGACCCCCAGUACCGGGCUGCUGUGGGAAGCAUGAUCCGCAAGCAAGCAGACGAGUCGGGCACGCAGUUUGUGAUCACCACGUUCAUCUCAUACACCCCCGCUCCUCACCUUCCUCCCCUUCCCCCCGUCCUGCAUCCGCCCCCCCUCCCCCCCCCCCCCCCAGGCAUGAUCCGCAAGCAAGCAGACGAGUCGGGCACGCAGUUUGUGAUCACCACGUUCCGCCCGGAGCUGGUGAAGGUGGCAGACUGCGUGUACGGGGUGUUCCAUAAGAACCGCGUGAGCACCGUGAAGGUCAUCGACCAGCAUGCUGCUCUUGCGUUCAUUGAGCACGACCAAGGCGGGCCGACCGAAUGA